Messenger RNA from Esox lucius (northern pike), 984 nucleotides. RefSeq names its product exosome component 8 (gene exosc8). Bases 58 to 891 code for a protein of 277 amino acids. The record is from RefSeq and is a predicted model, not a curated record. The transcript has 11 exons. Gene Ontology annotation, biological process: U1 snRNA 3'-end processing; TRAMP-dependent tRNA surveillance pathway; U5 snRNA 3'-end processing. NCBI's taxonomy places the organism in Eukaryota, Metazoa, Chordata, Actinopteri, Esociformes, Esocidae. Gene Ontology annotation, cellular component: nuclear exosome (RNase complex); cytoplasmic exosome (RNase complex).
GCAGGCUUCCGUUCUGAUGCCAGAACGCCAGUCGCACACGUGGUCUACCAAAACAUCAUGGCGGCUGGAUUCAAAACCGCCGAGCCCUUGGAAUACCACAGGAGCUUUCUGAAGGAGAACUGCCGCCCUGAUGGAAGGGAACUGGGUGAAUUUAGAACCACUACUUUGAAUAUAGGUUCUAUAUCUACAGCAGAUGGGUCUGCCCUGGUUAAGAUUGGAAACACCACAGUCAUGUGUGGCAUUAAAGCGGAACUGGCCAACCCAGCCGUGGAGGUCCCCAGCAGAGGCUACAUAGUUCCCAAUGUGGACCUGCCCCCUCUGUGCUCGUCCCGGUUCCGUCCAGGACCCCCUGGGGAACAGGCCCAGGCAGCCAGCCAAUUCAUCGCUGAUGUCAUAGAGAGCUCUGAAGUGAUACAAACAGAGGAUUUAUGCAUUGUGAAAGGAAAGCUGUGUUGGGUCCUUUACUGUGACAUCAUGUGUCUGGACUAUGAUGGCAAUGUGUUGGACGCCUGUCUCAUCGCCCUGCUGGCUGCUCUCAAGAAUGUGCGUCUCCCUGAGGUGACUUUCAGUGAGGACUCCGAGGUUCCUAAAGUGAGUCUGGAGAACCGGAGAGGUCUGACCAUCCACAAACAUCCAGUAGGGGCCUCUUUUGCCGUGUUUGAUGACUCCAUUAUGAUCGUCGACCCCACCGCUGAGGAGGAAACCCUGUCCACAGCCAUAAUCACCGUGGUAAUGGAUGAGGAAAAGCAUCUCUGUGCCCUCCACAAGCCAGGUGGAACUUCGUUAUCUGGUGAGAAGCUUCAGGACUGCAUCAACCGCACCACGAUCAGACACAAGGAGGUCCACAAACUCAUCAACAAAGUCAUACAGAGUGUCAAGACACCCGAAUAAACACACACACACGUUUCUUUUCUCUAAAAGUUGUAUUUUCCACUGUCAAUAUAUAUUUCUUUCUUAUCACAAUAAAACUGCUGACAAAGACCA